This is a messenger RNA of Cladocopium goreaui, 4041 nucleotides long. Lineage: Eukaryota; Dinophyceae; Suessiales; Symbiodiniaceae. The record is from the annotation of a GenBank genome assembly.
AUGGUCGAUCGGACCGUGUAUACGGCGGAUAAGACCCCAGAUCAGCCGUUGAGACAGAUCUUGGGCCGCCAACGAGUAUCCAAUGAGCUCUGCAAGACUGCGGCCGACGCUGGAUUGCUCAAUGUGGAGACCUUCGCGAUGCUGGGCGACAACAUUGCGGGGGUCAAGGCCACUUUGAAGACAAUCAUUCCAGAUCCAGCAUCUUUCGGACCAGAUGCGCCCUCACAAGAGCUCGCGUUGACCGCUCUCGCGGCAGUUUGGAAGACCUGCUCGACCAUGCAGGACCAUUUUGCGGCUCGACGGGCCAAAAUGGAAGAGGAUCCAUCGAAAGUUCCUGAGAUUCCCGGCGAAGAUCAUGCCGAAUUUAGAGAGACUUUCGUAGCUCGGCACCCAGAUGUGGUCCUUCCCUUGCACCGGGAACCCCACAGAAAGUUCGUCGAACGUGUUCAACGUGAUUAUUUGGUGCAUGGCUUUGUGCACUUCUAUGAGGUCGGCGAGAUCCGCACCCGGAAUGAGCAGAUCGCUCAGAAGUCAGGCCUCACAAAGAACGCGGAAGACCUGCUUCGGGUAGUGAUGAUCGAUCAGCCCACCUCUGCCAGUUCUGAAUCACAAGUCAUGGACAAGUUGCACGCGUUCUUCAUCACCUUGGAAUAUCUGAACAUUUGCGAGUUCUCGUUUGCAGCCGGCCCCCUCAAGUACCUCUCGGAGCUUGAGGAGUGGCGCCACGAAAACCGAGGAUUGGCCCUGCUGCUCACCGCGGACACGCUCAUCCGCAAGAAAGUCCAUAGAGUCAGCUCUGAUCAGCGCAAGAGUUUUGGCUCGUUUUCUGCGGCUCUGCUAGAGGUGCUUACGAACCAUAAGCAACUCUGGAAUGAUGCUCGCUCCAGCGCCGAGCUCGACAAGUUCAAACAAGCGGGCCAACUCCCAGCUCCUUCCACCCCGGCCAAGAAGCGCUCGCGGUCUCGUUCGGGCUCGGCAGUGAAGACCUCCCCGAAAGGCAAGAAGAAUCGUGCUCGGAGGGCCCGGCAGAAAGCCCAGCUCCAGAAGGCCAAGGAGGUUCUCAGCAAGAGUUCCUCCAAGGAAUCCGCCUCUGGCGCCGCUCGGCCAGCACGCGAUGAGCGUGUGCCAGCCAAGGAGUGGCAGAAGAUCACUGCUUUCAAGUAUGGGGCAGCGCAAGCGCUGCCCUUUCUACAAUUGCUCGCUCGGCUUGGACGGUGUCCCUGCGCUGCAUGCUCGGGGGCCCUAUACUUUUUGGAGCUCUUUUCGGGCACGGCGGGUCUGUCCGAUGCUGUUCAGCUGCGUGGUGUCCCCAUUUUGCCACCGGUUGACAUAGUGGUCUCCCCUUUGGUGCCAGAACCAGUGGAUCUCCUUGACAUGAUCACGUGGUCUACAGUGCUGAAGGUGCUCACCUUAGGCUUGGUCUUCUUCUUGCACUGCGGGACACCGUGCAACACUUUCACUGCGGCUCGAAAGCUCGACGGUGGGCCGCCGCCGUUGCGAUCGGCGCUCAGGCCUAUGGGGUUGCCGGAUCUGUCGCAGGACAACCAGUGUUUAGUCCUGCUUGGUAACAUUUUUCUUUCUAGGACGGUUGAAGCUUGCUUGAUCGUUUUUCAACUGGGAGGGGAUUUCUCGAUCGAAAACCCUCUCCUUAGCCUUAUUUGGGUCACCGCAACCAUGGAACAACUAGUGGCUGAUACUCGUGCUCUCGCGCUGGACUUUGAUCAAUGUGCUUUUGGAGCCCUGUCGUUGAAGCCGACGCGGCUGCAAUGCUCUUCUGAAUUGCUCGCGACGAUGUCCAGAUGCGCUGCCCGGGAGGCCAUCGCCAUGUUUAUCCAUGGGCUUUGUGCGCUACUUUGGCAGAGGCGAUUGCGGCUCUCCACCAAGAUGCUCUGGCGCAUUUCGCUCCGUCAUUUGCGCUCACUACACCUGCAAGCGAUCGCACCCAUUGAGUCCGGUAAACCUUGGCUUGGUCAUCGUCAAGAGGCCACAGCUCUGAAGGUGCAGUGGGCUGGCUACCAGCUCAAGCGCGGUGCCGCCAAACCCCUUUUUGAGUUUGAGCUUGAGCCGGGCCAGGCGAUCGAGUUUGCGCUCCAGGUGCCACACCCUUUUACUCAGAGCGUGCCGCUGGAUGAUCAGUCGUGCAGAGUUUUGGCCCGGCUGCAGCGUGAUGCAUCUGUUAUCUUGCACGAGCGUGCCCAGCUGUUGCAAUUUUGGGAACAGCGCGCUCGCGAAUUGCUGCCCCGCUCAGUGGCUCUGAUACGGCGUCAUCCUGAUCCUGCUCCUUGCCGGCUACUUCUCGGUGCGCCUGCAGAUGAGGCGCCGCAGUUGGGGAAAGUUUGUCACAUUGAGCUCUAUGCCGAGAUGCUUCGUGAAGUGCGCUCAGUGGACUUAGAGCUCCCUCAAUUUCUUCUGCAUGGUUUCCCGAUCGUGGGCCUGAUCACCCCGACCGGUCGGUGGCCUCCCUACGAGAAGACUCAGAAGGUCGUCCCCGUGGAGGAGGCAUUGAAGCGGGCCUGGGAUCUGAGGCGGAAGAUUGUCAACCGUGUUCACGCAGUACCUGUCAUACAGAAUUUGAUCAAGAUUUGGGAGGCAUCGCUUGAGGAUGUGAAUGAAGGUUCGUGUUUGGGACCGUUCGCGUCCGAAAGUGAAGUUUCUAAGAUCUCAGGGUGUGAAGACUGGAUCCCUACACAAAGGUUUGAGGUAGUCCAGAAGAACAAAGUUCGUGGAUGUGACAGCGCCACCACCAACAUGAUCAACCAGGUCACGGAGAUCUCUGAGAAGCUCCAGCUGCCGUCAACGGACUCCAAUGUGGCUGCACUGAGGCGUCUUCGCUCGUUAAAGCCAGAAGAAGCUCUCUGCGGCUGGGUCCUUGACGAGAGGAAAGCUUAUCGUCAAGUGGCAGUGCGACCUGAUCAGAGGAAGUUCUCUGUGAUUUGCUUGAAGAAUCCGGAGGUUGGCUCCCCGCAUUUCUUCAUCAUGGUCGGUCAUUCUUUUGGGCUGAUCUCCGCGGUAUAUAACUAUAACAGAAGGUCAGCUGCGAUCAACGAGAUCUUGGUCUCUUUGUUUGGUUUGCUCGCUUUCAGUUUUUACGAUGAUAAGUACGGCUUCGAGCCGGCCUCGACAGUAGCCAGUGCCAAGCAGAUCGCCGAGAGUGUUCACUUCUGGCUAGGUGCCCAGUUUGAUCAGAAGAAGCUGCAGCUAUCCAGGUCGCCUACGAUCCUAGGCGUCACCUACAACCUGGAGCUCAUGCAACUGGAGAUCAAGGCCGAUCGGAAAGAGGAGCUCUCUGGCGAAAUCGACGCGAUCUUGGCUUCUGGUUUACUCGAUCCGGGCUCAGCGGGGAAGUUGAAGGGCAAGCUCAUGUUUGGUGCCUCGCAGCUGUGGGGCAAGGUAGGCCGUGCAUUUCUCAGAGUGAUCUCGGAAAGGCAAUAUUUGCGUUUCCCGAUCGGCUCAGAGUUAAGCUGGACCCGCCCCUGCGUGAGGCUCAAUUGCAAUGGAAGAAGCUUGUUCAACAUGGUCCUCCGCGGCCUAUCGACAUGGUCGGCGAAAAGUGCUCGGAUGAUCUUCACGGAUGGAUUCACGCCGGAUCCUCGCUCUGCAGAGAAGCUGCCUGAUCGUGUUGGUGCAGUCCUGUUUGAUCGGCGCUCCCGCAGGCCCAAGCAGUUCACUGCUGUGGUGCCCGAGGAAGUGAAAAACAGGUGGCUCACCCGCAGCACUCAGAUUGUUCCGGUUGAAAUGAUCGCUGCUGUUCUGGCGCUUGAAACUUUCGCUGAUCGGAUCCGAGGGGCAGAUAUUUUGUUGCUCAUAGACUCGGAAGCAGUUGAGUCUGCUUUGAUCAAAGGAUACUCAAGCAAAGAAGAUCUUUGUCAUAUCAUUUCGGUCUUUUGGGACCUAGCUUUUCAGCUGCGAGUUAGAGUGUUCAUCGAUAGAAUUUCAACAGACGCCAACCCGGCUGAUUGGCCUUCACGUAACAAACUCCAUUUAGGCGAAGCGGUAGGAUGGCAGACUGUUCAAGUGAUCUGGCCGUCGGCCUUGAAAUAG